UCAUUGGCGGAAGCCUUGUCGUCAUUUGUGACUCUCGCGGUACUGCAACGCGAAGAUGGCGGCCGAACUGGUGGAAGCGAUGAACAUGGUGAAAAGUUUCCGGGUCUCAGACCUGCAGACGCUGCUGGCCUCGAUGGGUCGCAGCAAGAGUGGUCUGAAGCAGGACCUGGUGGGGCGCGCGCUCAGGCUAGUGCAGACCGAGUACAGUCCAGAACUCUUGAAGAACGUCCGGCAGCUUUACGAGUCUCGUUUCCCCAAGUCAGCGGCCUGGCUGCCGGCGAGGCGCCCUGAAGGCGUCCCGGUGGCGUAUUCGUCCCUCAGCUCCUCCCCGUCGUUGACCUCGCAGGCCCCAGACUACCUCAACGGGAUUUCCAAACCGCUGCAUGCCCCCGCGGCAGAGGUCAGGCUGGUCCCUCUGCCCUUCUACCAGACCUUAGAGACGCUUCUGCCACCAACAGAGCUAGUUGCCCACAACAGUGAGAAAUUACAGGACAGUCAGUGCAUCUUUGAAUUAACACCAAGCCAAGCAGAUCAGAUCCGAAAUGCAAGCGAGCUUCGCCCAGGGAUCAGAUCAGUCCAAGUGGUUCUUAGAAUCUGUUACUCGGACCCUCUUGGUGUCCAGGAGGACCAGUAUCCCCCCAACAUCGCUGUCAAAGUCAACCAGUCCUACUGUCAUGUGCCGGGAUACUACCCCUCCAACAAGCCUGGCGUUGAACCUCGGCGUCCUUGUCGUCCCAUAAACAUCACUCCCUGGUUGCAUCUGUCCACCGUCCCCAACAGAGCCACCAUCACCUGGGGAAACUUCGGCAAGCGUUACUCCGUGGCGGUGUACCUGGUGAGGGUCUUCACAGCAGCAGACCUCUUCAACCGGCUGAAGCUCUGCUCAGUCGAGAGCGCAGAACGCUGCCGUGAACGCAUCCAAGAUAAGCUUCGCUUCGACCCAGAGAGCGAGAUUGCAACCACGGGCCUCAGAGUUUCUUUAAUCUGUCCACUGGUGAAGAUGCGGCUCGGUGUGCCGUGCCGAGUGUUGACCUGCGCCCAUCUUCAGUGUUUCGACGCCGUCUUCUUCCUGCAGAUGAAUGAGAAGAAGCCCACAUGGACCUGCCCCGUGUGCGACAAGCCGGCUCCGUUUGAACUGCUUACAAUCGACGGGUUACUAUCUGAGAUUCUCAAAGAGACGAGCGAGGACAUCGAGGAGAUCGAGUACCUAACAGACGGUUCCUGGCGGCCGAUCAGAGAUGAGAAGGAGAAGGACAGGGAAAGAGAACGAAGCAACACACCAGAGUACCCUGUUGUUGACAUAUGCAUUCCUGAAGCAAACGGACAUUCGCCGGCCCACAGCAGCACCAGUCUGUCGGGUAGGUCUGGAAGCGGUUCGGUGGGCACGUCCGGAGUCCCAGGGGGGCCGGCGGGGGCGCCGGGAGGAGGAGUGGUGGUAGAUCUGACUCUGGACUCCUCCUCUGAGGAGGAAGGGGGCGGGGCCGGAGGGGACAGUGACGACACAGAGGACAGCGCCGACAGUCCCGCCCCCAAAAGGGGCCGGUACAACUACGACAAGGACCUGGUCACCGCGUACUGACCCUGCAGCUCUGUCCCUCCUCCCAGACUGACAUGCCGACACAGAGAGGCGGCAGGGGGGGCUUAAGGUUUGAGGACAGGAACACAGCAACCCCCUAGAUGCAACGACCCUCUCCGAUCCCCCGAGCGUCAGAGCCUUUUUUUAGCAGCUCUAGUUUGAUUUCAGACAAAACCAACACACUCAAACAUGUCCUGCCAGCGACUCUUUACUCUGCACAUUUCUGGGAGCAGCCGUUCGCACCCGGCACCACCUUGCAGUGAGAAUCUGUCCCACGCUGACUGGACCGAGCACCCCACCUCCACCUCAGUCUUCUCAGACUCCUCCCUUCUCACCACCUCUUUGUAUAGACUCCAAAUUACCGGCUCUUUUAGCCAUAGGCGUUCAAUGUUUGCAUCUGGUUUUUGUCACUUUGCAGUUUUGAAAACGGAGGCUCUUCAGUAGCUUUUUGGACGGGGGUGAACCUAAAGGCAGGAAAAAUUUGAAGGACACAGCAAAAAAAAAAAAAAAAAAUUUGGAGUACCCUGGGAAUCUUUGAAACUUGAGUUUUCACUCUAAGAAAUUCCUCCUUUUGGACAACUUGUCAGCUUUCAGUUUUAAUUUUUGUCCUAAAGAGAACCUACCUCAGUCAUUAAACACUUAGCAGACUGGCAAUAGAGCGUUGCUUUGGCAGAUGUGGAUCGACAAGUUUCUAAAUCCAACUUUACACUGGACAUUUUUUUAUUAUUUUUUUUAUAUAUAUAUAUAUAUAUAUAUAUAUAUAUAUAUAUAUAUAUAUAUAUAUAUAUUCUCUCGUUUUUUUCCGUGCAGCCAUGCUCCCUCCGCAGCAGCAACGAAUCCCAGUUGAACAGUAGUUCUUGUUUGGAUUACCAGGUUGAUGGUGGUUAUAAACAAAGAUCGGAUUUGUGAGAGAAAAUAUGCCUCUGCAAAAAUAGACGGCUAACACGCAGCAUUUGCUAGGAGGCAUUUUUGGGGAGUCCCACCAACUCGUCAUGCGUCAGGUUUGCUGCGCUGGCCGCUGGUCCAGAGCAGAAACGCUCGCUGGUUAUGGAGUUUUGGUCCCUUGUUUUUUUUUGUUUUGUUUUGUUAAGUGUUGGAGAUGUGGUCCCAUUAUUUUAAGGCCAAACCGAGGAAGCCAGGAUUCAUGCUUUGAACAGAACGUGUUGUUUAUAUGCUGGUAACGUUUGGGCUUUGAUUGGAGUAAUUUAUUAGAUUUUUUAUUUUAUUUCAUUGUUACAGGUUAGCUACAUAACAUUUAUCGUCAGCUUUAGCUGUUACUCGCAGUGGCAUCUCCGCUUGCAGGUUUUUUUUUUUUUUUUUUUUUCAUGGUCUGCUGCCCUGCUUCUUUCCCUAGAUUAAAAAAAAAAAAGCCCGUUCUGCUUUUAAUGCGUUCUGCUGACGCACAAAGCUUCAGCCCCCCCCUGAUUGGGUCACCAAGGGUCCUGUUUGAAUCUGACAGCUGCUUCCUCCUGCACACAACCCUCUCCUCUCAGGCUCUUACCAUUCUCGGACGGGGUUGCAUCCAUUAGCCGGAGUAGAAUCGGACCUUAUUUGCUGCAUUCGCCAGACUCUAAUAUAUUUCUGCCUCUGCACUAGUGUAAAUAUUUGAUGCCUGCCUCCCAGAUAAAAGACGCUCCGUCUAGAUAUACAGGCUCCAGAUUUAUUUCUUGUAUAGAAACGUGUUGCUAGAGGUCCGCUUUCAUGUAAUUCUUUGAGAUGUUUUGCUUAGUUUGAAAGACUCUUGUGUAGCAGGUAUUGAAACAGGGACUCUGAAACCAGUCCUUGUAUAAUCCUACUGUAGGAAUCAGAAAAGGAGUCUCUAAGAGCCGCGGUCCUGCUUCACUGUGAGACGGUCGGGUCCAGUCCUGCGGGACGCGCCGUCCACGGUGCGGUUUUAACAGCUGGAUCUUUUGAUUUUCCUUCGCCCUGCUCUGAUGCACAGCAUUUAAGCAACGAUUUGCCGCCUCUCCGCUGCAGGUGUGUCCUCCUUGAGUAGAGGACGCACCCGAGCAGAUGACUCAAAGUAAUCAGUUCAGGUCUCGUCUUCCAUCUUUCCCUCCGUACCGUCAACUGCUUAUGAAAUGUGGAAAUAUUUUUAUUAGUCCACCCAAACCGGAAGCCGCUCGGCCGUUGAGUCUGAACAGGAUUAUUCCAUAAAGUGGGCCUGGAAGCAAAAACGGAGAACUCUACCCGUCUUUAACUUGGAAAUUGUAAGUAAUUUAUGCAAACCUAAAAGUGUGUCGUUUUGUUUGUUUUUCUCACGCGUCGCUGUGAGGGGAUCUCUGACUUCUCAUGGGGCUUAUGCUCAAAGAUGAGGUGGUGCGGGUUGCUACUGUGGAACUGAGCCACUAGGCGUUUGCAUUUAGUUUGAAAGCUAGAGACAGCUGAGGCUCUGUUCUCUUUGUAGUGGCAUCUAUUCUUCUUAUAAAAAUUCAUGAGAGCACGGCCAGGGGCUCACGAUCCAUGAUGUAAUUUUUUUUUUUUUUUUUAUGUUCCUAUUAAGACAAUAGAAUUAAAUAAUAUUUUAUUAAGCCUUGAAUUGCCUUCAGUUCUUGUAGGCAAAUUGACAAUAAGACGCUGCUGAGCGCAGCGCCACUGUACUCCUAACGCCACUGAGAACCGGGACGGCUGGUUACGGUGGGGGUUCUUCUCUGUACCAAAUGCACAGAUGUGGCGACACGUUUGUUGCCUGUUGAGGAUGAAACUGUAAAAUUGGAAACGAUCGUAUUCUAACAGCUGUUAUUGAUGUGUUGAAUUAAUUAAAAUAAAUUCUUAAGAAACGUG
This is a messenger RNA of Fundulus heteroclitus (mummichog), 4360 nucleotides long. It is a transcript of the gene pias4a, whose product is annotated as protein inhibitor of activated STAT, 4a. Gene Ontology annotation, biological process: protein sumoylation; regulation of transcription by RNA polymerase II. The record is from RefSeq and is a predicted model, not a curated record. The coding region runs from base 56 to 1579 and encodes 507 amino acids. The transcript is spliced from 11 exons. Gene Ontology annotation, molecular function: transcription coregulator activity; zinc ion binding; SUMO ligase activity. NCBI's taxonomy places the organism in Eukaryota, Metazoa, Chordata, Actinopteri, Cyprinodontiformes, Fundulidae.